AUGGAGAAAAGUGCAAACAGGUUGUUUGCUAUGCUCAAAACUGCGGAAGCUGGAAUGCAGAGGAACGAGACAGUAUUGAUGGUCAACAAAACCACCAGUUUCAAGAAGAAGGGCAAGCCCAAGAAGAAGAAAACUAUUGAAGCCGGUAAGACCGAGUUUCAAAAGAAGAACAAGGGCGGAGCCUCUAAAGAGACUGAAUGUUUCUACCGCAAGCAGAAGGGACACAGGAAGCGCAACUGUGAGAAGUAUUUGGCAGAUAAGAAGAACGGUUCUUCCGGUAAAGGGAUUACAGAAAGCUCACAAGGAGAGAAGAAAUGA
Messenger RNA from Aegilops tauschii subsp. strangulata, 318 nucleotides. RefSeq lists its product as uncharacterized. Lineage: Eukaryota; Viridiplantae; Streptophyta; Magnoliopsida; Poales; Poaceae. The record is from RefSeq and is a predicted model, not a curated record.